Molecule: messenger RNA, 1182 nt
Organism: Chrysochloris asiatica (Cape golden mole)
Lineage: Eukaryota; Metazoa; Chordata; Mammalia; Afrosoricida; Chrysochloridae
Gene: DEPDC1B
Product: DEP domain containing 1B
Exons: 9
Coding region: 37-1182 (381 amino acids)
Biological process (GO): positive regulation of Wnt signaling pathway; intracellular signal transduction
Source: RefSeq, a predicted model, not a curated record
GUUGGUGUUGUAGCAGCCACAGCUCUCGUGCGGUCCAUGGAGCACCGCAUCGUGGGUCCUGGGCCGUACCGGGCCACCAAGCUGUGGAAUGAAACAGUUGAGCUUUUUCGUGCUCGGAUGCCAUUACGGAAACAUCGAUGUCGCUUCAAAAGUUAUGAACAUUGCUUCACAGCGGCGGAAGCUGUAGAUUGGCUGCAUGAGCUACUGAGGUGCAGUCAAAACUUUGGUCCCGAAGUGACCCGCAAACAAACAGUCCAGCUGCUGAAAAAAUUCCUGAAGAAUCACGUUAUUGAAGAUAUCAAGGGGAAAUGGGGCCAGGAGGAUUUUGAAGACAACCGUCAUUUGUACAGAUUUCCUCCUUCCUCACCCCUGAAACCAUACCCAAAGAAGCCAACAUACCAAAAGAAUGUUAUUAAAUUUCCAGAGUGGAAUGAUCUCCCAGCAGGCACUUCACAAGAGAACAUCCCAGUAAGGCCAAUUGUUAUGAAUUCUGAGCUUUGGUACAAGCGUCACAGUAUUGCUAUUGGAGAAGUGCCGGCUUGCCGUCUUGUCCACCGCAGACAGCUGACGGAGGCCAAUGUAGAAGAGAUAUGGAAGUCUAUGACAUUAUCAUAUUUACAGAAAAUCCUUGGCCUGCACUCCUUAGAAGAAGUUUUAGAUAGCAAACUCAUCAAUUCCAAGUUCAUCAUCCAUAAUGUAUACAGUGUUAGUAAGCAGGGAGUUGUUAUCCUUGAUGACAAGUCAAAAGAACUUCCUCAUUGGGUACUGUCAGCUAUGAAGUGUUUGGCAAAUUGGCCUAAUUGUUCAGAUUUGAAGCAGCCUAUGUACUUAGGAUUUGAAAAAGAUGUCUUUAAAACUAUAGCUGAUUACUACAGGCACUUGAAAGAGCCUCUGCUUACAUUUCAUCUUUUCGAUGCUUUUGUCAGCGUACUAGGCUUGUUACAGAAAGAGAAAAUGGCUGUUGAAGCAUUUCAAGUUUGCUGCCUCCUUUUACCACCUGAAAACAGAAGGAAGUUACAACUGUUGAUGAGGAUGAUGGCACGGAUCUGUUUAAACAAGGAAAUGCCACCACUGUGUGAGGACUUUGAGAUGGACAGAAAGAACAAGUGGUCUCAAGAAAAUGGCAUCCUCUCCAACUUCAGGACGAAAAGAUUACAAAGCCAUUAUUACUGUACCCAGUAG